This is a messenger RNA of Terrapene triunguis (Three-toed box turtle), 1204 nucleotides long. RefSeq names its product ventral anterior homeobox 2 (gene VAX2). Bases 1 to 927 code for a protein of 308 amino acids. Gene Ontology annotation, biological process: neuron differentiation; central nervous system development; brain development. Lineage: Eukaryota; Metazoa; Chordata; Testudines; Emydidae. The transcript is spliced from 3 exons. Gene Ontology annotation, molecular function: DNA-binding transcription factor activity, RNA polymerase II-specific; DNA binding. The record is from RefSeq and is a predicted model, not a curated record.
AUGAGCGAUGGCGGGGCCCCGGCCGGCAGAAGCCCCCUGCUGCUGGGGGAGCCGGGCGCGCCGGAGCGAGCCCGGGGGAAGAGCGGCGCCCGGGGGGAGCUGGAGACCGCGCUGCGGGGAGGCGGCGGCGGACUCGGACUCAAGGACGUCCCGGGGACCUCGGCGGCCAGCCCCGGCUCGUCCCAGGAGUGCAUCCCGGAGAGCGACAGCCAGUCCGGGGGAGGAGAAGCGGAUUACUGCCGCCGGAUCCUGGUGCGAGAUGCCAAAGGGACCAUCCGGGAGAUUGUUCUCCCCAAAGGGCUGGAUCUGGACCGGCCCAAGAGGACCCGAACCUCUUUCACAGCCGAGCAGUUGUACAGGCUGGAGCUGGAAUUUCAGCGGUGUCAGUAUGUCGUCGGCAGGGAGAGGACGGAGCUAGCGAGGCAACUCAACCUAUCAGAGACACAGGUGAAAGUCUGGUUCCAGAACCGGCGCACCAAGCAGAAGAAGGACCAGAGCAGGGACUCUGAGAAACGCUCGUCCUCCGCCUCCGAAUCCUUCGCCACGUGUAACAUCCUCCGGCUCCUGGAACAAGGGAGACUUUUGUCCGUGCCGGCCCCUUCCAACUUGCUCUCUCCAAAUUCGAAUCCCAUCGGGAGCCCCGCCGGGAACGGAUCCAGCCUGGCUCCCUCUGGCACCACCUCGCCUGGGCUGAGCAGUGGAAACAGCCCUCCUGGGACAGGAGCCUUCAGCCUGCAGGUCCCGUCGCUAGCAUCCUCCUCUUCCUCACCCAGGCUCCCUGCCACCCCGCUCUGUUUCAGUGGCCCGCUCCUGGGGAGCCUGCACGACCUACCUAGCGGCUACGCACUGGGGAGCUCUGCCUUUGAGCCUUACACACGGCUGGAGAGGAAAGACAGUCCCAUACCCAGCAAGAAGCCGAGUCUUUAACUAAAAACCAGUGUCAAAAUCAUCCCCACCCCCCGCCCCCACCCUGUCUCCCGCAUGGGGCUGCUCUGUGGCCGGUGGAAUUGCAAAGACCGUUGAACAAAUGUCCAGGUGACGUGCGUGUGACUGUGUCUUCCUGUCACGGAAAUAAAAAUACAGCUGCAGGCAACACCCUGUUUGACAUGCUCGACUCGGCAGGGUUCCCCGGGGAGACGCACAGGGAAACCGCUGCUGCUGGGGGGCCCCCCCGAUGCCAGAUUGCUAGAGGGUCAAAGGCGCC